AUGAUUCAACUAUUUUUAAAAGGAGACGAAUUUAACUACGAUGAAGGAAGUGGAAGGGGACCGUCGAGUUGGGGCACACUCAAUUUAAACUGCAGCGCCGGACUACGGCAAUCUGCGAUCGAUAUCCGACCGGUCCAAGUUAGUUCUGAGCUGAGAGAGUUGCAAAGGAACUACAGAUAUGCUGCAGCUGAUUUGAGGAACAGAACUAUAGAUGUCGCCGUAAAUUGUGGUCUUUACAGGGAAUGGGAACUUACCAUAAAUGGAAGAGCUUAUAGAGUGCAAAAUAUUCACUGGCAUUCACCCUCGGAGCACACUUUCGACGGAGUAAGGUUUCCCUUGGAGGUUCACAUUGUUCAUCGCAGUGACCAAAAUGACACUGCAGUUGUGUCCAUACUUUACCGUUAUGGCCUGCCUGACCCCUUCCUUGCAACCGUUCGUGGUGGCUUUUAUAGCCCCACAGUGUCUUCUCGGACCGGAUAA
Messenger RNA from Hibiscus syriacus, 480 nucleotides. Its product is annotated as alpha carbonic anhydrase 2-like. The coding region runs from base 1 to 480 and encodes 159 amino acids. The record is from RefSeq and is a predicted model, not a curated record. Gene Ontology annotation, molecular function: carbonate dehydratase activity; zinc ion binding. NCBI's taxonomy places the organism in Eukaryota, Viridiplantae, Streptophyta, Magnoliopsida, Malvales, Malvaceae. The transcript is spliced from 4 exons.